Nicotiana attenuata is the source of this 678-nucleotide messenger RNA. RefSeq lists its product as uncharacterized. The record is from RefSeq and is a predicted model, not a curated record. Lineage: Eukaryota; Viridiplantae; Streptophyta; Magnoliopsida; Solanales; Solanaceae. The transcript has 2 exons. The coding region runs from base 1 to 678 and encodes 225 amino acids.
AUGCUCGCGUAUUCUUUUAUCAAGGCCCAUGUCGUGGCUAGCAAGGUGCAGGCCCGAAAGAUCGAUAUAUUCAGAAUUGCGCAAGAAGAGUCUGAAUUGUUGCGAGAGUUCGUGACCAGAUUUAAGAAGGAAAGGAUGCUGCUACCAGCCAUGCCAGAUGAAUGGGAAGUUGAGGCAUUUACUAAGGGGCUGAACCCGAGGAGCUCUAACACUUCCCGAAAACUGAAAGAAAAUCGACAGUCUUCUAAAGGCCGGUUUUUCCCCUACGAAAGGGCCGAAAGACGCGGUGGAGGUUUCCAAUCGGCGGACAGGUUCGCUACCGAUAGGAGAGUUGACCGUGCUCGGAAUAAUAAACCGUUGCAAGACAAAGAGGUAUCAGGCAAUCGGGAUUCCACCUACCCCAGAUUGCCCGAGAAUAACUUCAAUUUCAGCGUAGUAGAACUGGUAUCAGCAAUGAGGAUCAUUAAGGGAGCACGGUUCUCGAGGCCAAUGAGAUGCGAUCCCAGUCAUAGGGAUCCUAAUAUAUGGUCUGAGUAUCAUAGGACUAACAACCACUGGAUUGGGGACUGCCGAGAUCUGCGCGAGGAGGUGGCGACAUUGCUGAAAAAUGGCCAUCUCAAAGAGUUCUUAAGCGACCAAGCUAAAAAUAACUAUGGACGCAAUCGGGAGGAACCCUGA